Cajanus cajan (pigeon pea) is the source of this 530-nucleotide messenger RNA. RefSeq lists its product as uncharacterized. NCBI's taxonomy places the organism in Eukaryota, Viridiplantae, Streptophyta, Magnoliopsida, Fabales, Fabaceae. The record is from RefSeq and is a predicted model, not a curated record.
UAACUGAAGCGGUGGCAAUGUUUUUACAUAUCCUUACUCACAACCUAAAGUACAGAGUAGUGCACUUUAGUUAUUGUAGAUCUAAAGAAACAAUAAGCCGACAAUUUAAUAAUGUCUUUAAAGCUGUAAUGAAAGUGAGCCAGGAUCAUUUGAAGUUUCAUACCUAUCUAGAAGGUCCAAGUGAAAAUAAAUGGAAGUGGUUUGACAAAUGUGUUGGAGCACUUGAUAGAACACAUAUUCCGGUAACAGUUUCUCUUGAAGAUAGGCCUAAAUAUUGUAAUAGAAAAGGUGAUGUUUCUACAAUUGUGUUAGCAACUUGUGGUCCAGAUUUAAGGUUUAUUUAUGCGUUACCUGGGUGGGAAGGGUCAGUAGGAGAUUCUCGAGUAUUACGAGAUGCUUUAUGUCGUCAAAAUAAACUUGAAAUUCUAACUGGUAAGUACUUUCUUGUGGAUGCGGGAUAUACUAAUGGUCCAGGAUUUCAAAACAAUGUCAUAGACGAGGUUGCAACUAUUCAAGUUACUGAGGAGUAA